This is a messenger RNA of Angiostrongylus costaricensis, 519 nucleotides long. The record is from the annotation of a GenBank genome assembly. Lineage: Eukaryota; Metazoa; Nematoda; Chromadorea; Rhabditida; Metastrongylidae.
AUGUAUAUUCUCCUGGAUCCCGUAGGUCCUCUCAUCAUGGUUUAUGCCUUCGUACGUGAUCAUGUUCGUAGUCAUCAUCGGAUGUGGAAUGUUGUUGCUGUUGCCGUAUUUUCAGCGGUUUGCUUCACGUUGAGCGUUUUCCGAUCCUUACCAACUGUGAAUGAGAAAUACGGCAUACUCGCUAGUGAUCUUAGUUCCUCUGUAAUAUAUCUGAUAGUGGCUGCAUUAGUUGUAAUAUUCGUACAUCUUUAUGGAGAACGUGAAUAUUUGAUCGACCUAUGCGAGUUGUAUACACUGAAAGAAAAGGAGAAUCCAUUCAUGUCACCUACAUACUCACGGCAAUUUGUGGUUUUUGAUGCAGUCCCUUUCGCUUUUCUGCAGACUCUCUUGGAGAGUUUGACGAACGUCACGAAACGUCGCGAACUGUUUGUUUGUGAAUUGGCCGAAAUCUCCCAGUCUGAGCGUGUAAAGGCGUGCUUCUCGCUUCUCAAAUUCGAAUCGAAACUUGGAAUGAUUUAA